CAAAUGGUAUCAUGAACGUGUCAGCAGAGGACACAGAGACUGGAGCGAAGGGCAGCAUCACCAUCACCAACGACAAGGGCAGACUGUCUAAGGAAGAAAUCGAGAGGAUGAUUGAGGAUGCGAAGAAGUACAAGUUGGAGGAUGAGAAGUUUAGGAAGAAGACUAAGGCGAGGUAUGAUUCGGAGAACUACGCAUACAACACGAGGAACACAGUUAGAAGUGCAGCUAAUCUCACAGCAGCAGACAAGAAGACUGUGGAGGAUGCAUUCGAGUCUUUUAUACAGCGGCUGAUAUUCAACGAAUAUGCAGAGGUUGAUGAUUUUAAAGGCAAGAUGAAGGAGCUCCAGACUGUUUUCAAUCCCAUCGUUGCCAAGAUGAAUUAA
Messenger RNA from Salvia splendens (bonfire salvia), 383 nucleotides. Its product is annotated as heat shock cognate 70 kDa protein-like. Lineage: Eukaryota; Viridiplantae; Streptophyta; Magnoliopsida; Lamiales; Lamiaceae. The transcript has a single exon. Gene Ontology annotation, molecular function: ATP-dependent protein folding chaperone; ATP binding. The record is from RefSeq and is a predicted model, not a curated record. Bases 12 to 383 code for a protein of 123 amino acids.